Loa loa (African eye worm) is the source of this 318-nucleotide messenger RNA. RefSeq lists its product as hypothetical. The record is from RefSeq and is a predicted model, not a curated record. Bases 1 to 318 code for a protein of 105 amino acids. Lineage: Eukaryota; Metazoa; Nematoda; Chromadorea; Rhabditida; Onchocercidae. The transcript has 2 exons.
AUGCAUUAUCAUCUAAGAAUUAAUAAUAAUGCUGAAGGGUGGAAAAUACUAAUUACUCCGAUAGCUGCAUUUCUAGGAAUAAAAUCCGCUAGAUUGCGCAUGCAUAUUGCUGCGCUAAUUAUUUCAGCUAGAUUGGAUGGCCAUACUGCUGCGCUAAUUAUUUCAGCUAGGUUGGACGAGAGAAAAGGGGGGAGUAAAGCAGAGAAUUCCGUAGGAGAUGAUAAAUCUGAAACAUCAGAUCAUCAUCGAUCUGAUAACAGUAAGGUUAGCCUGCUUUCCGCUACUUUCCACCAUUUGUUGCAUUUCCCUUCUUCGUGA